UGUUGCAAUUGGCAUUUUACUUGUUUUUGGAUGAGCAAAAACUGUGUCACAUUUUGCGUUUUAACGGCUUCUAACAGUUAGAAACAAUUUAGUAUUUUAUUUAGAUACUAAUUUUAAAAUAGUACAUAUUUUGAUUAAUAUUAGCUACAUGAGUGUGGUGUAAACCCCAUAACGUACUUUUGUUAUGAUAAAGGUUUAUCCUUGAGUAUUUUUUGGAACGUAGAAAACAUGGAACCUCCGCGUCAAUCAGAAUCAGAUACUGUGGAACACUGGAAGAAACAAGCUAAACACUAUGAGCAAAAGGCAAUUGAUAUGCAACAAGAGUUGGAUGAGUACACGGAAAAUUCAGCACAGUUGGAAAAAGAACUUGAAGCUUCACUCUUACAAGUUGAGAAACAGAACAGAGAUCUAGAACAUCAAAAUCAGCGGCUAAAAAAUGAAAUAGAAUCACUUAAGAAUAAAUUAGAAAGAAGUCAACAUGAAACAAAUGCAUUGGAAAAUGAAGUGCAAUCACUCAAAAUAGAACAGGACAAAAAAGCUGAAUACAUCAGAGAGUUGGAGCAAAAAAAUGAUGAUUUGGAAAGAGGGCAAAGAGUUGUCUCUGAAUCAGUGUCUUGCAUAGAGGCAUUGUUAAAUCAGGCAUAUGAAAGAAACGCAGUUUUAGAAAAUGAAGUUGAUGAAAUAGAAACACUAAAAGUGAGAUUACAACGAGCUACAGAUGAAGCUAGAGAUCUGAAGCAGGAAUUGAAAGUAGUAGAAAAAAUCCCAGUGCACAGAAAGGAAGAUGAUAGUACAAAUGAAAAUGCAAUGGUCAAUGGGCACAACACUUCCUCCAGAGCAGUUGAAACAGAAACCCAAACAGUUUUACCUUCACCACAAAAACGAGAGAUCAAUGGUAAUGCUAUGACACCGUCUGCCAGAGUAUCCGCUAUCAACAUUGUUGGUGAUUUGCUCCGUAAAGUUGGGCUUGAAAGGUUUCUUUGCCGUGAAUGUGGUAAGAUCAAAUGCUCGUGUGACAGUCAACCUCCAGACUUGAGUGAAGCCGCCAAGUCAACCGAGAUCUCCCAUGCCUGUGAUAACACUGAUAACAGCAUAGACGCUUCCAUAGAAUAUAGAAACCCUAAAGUGUUCAUACGACAAUCUUCUGGGCCUGAUCCAAUAACACAUAAACAUCAGUUAAAGCAGAGAUACUCCGAGGAAGGAUUUUCUAGGCCCGGCGUGGGAGAGAAUGGGAAAUUGAGACGAUCUUUUGCUGUGAGGUCUAGGGAGGGGCUUGAAAAUCUGUUGAGCUUCGCCUCUAUUCGGAAUGGACAGCCGCGAGCCAAGCCAAAGCAGACUUUAGCACGAUAACAUAUACCGGUAGUAAGAAUUGUGUAGUGGCUCGUACACAAAUACCUGUUUAAUACUACCCGGAAGGUUCACCUCUGCUUCUAAGAACAUUAAAUACUUAAGAUUGAUAUAGUUCUAGAUAGUUUUUUCCUAUAUUUAUAUUCCUCAAAGCUGAGGUGGUUUACAGGGCACAAAAACAUACCAUCAUUGUGUUUAGUAUUUUUUAUGUUUUAAUUCUUCAGUUUGUAGUUGUUGUUAGUAGGAGUUGGUAACCGUAAUCUUAAAAAAACUUGACCGGACAGAAUUUAAUCACGCAUUCCUGUGACCAUAAAGUAAAAACAAAAUAACUGUUUGCCGUAACUGGCAAACAAAUGUUUAUUGAUGAUUUUUUAGUGCACAAAAAAGGAUUAUAAUCUUUUCUGUAACACGAAAAUCAAUCCUUCAGAUUGAACUAGUCAAGUUUUAACUCGAUAAAAAAGUUUGUACUGAUCGAGUUAUAGCACAACAUUCAUGAAAUUGGUUAAUAUUUUCUACACCCGAAUCCUGUAUUCAAAGUAACAUUUUAGUAUCUUAACAUGGUCGGGAAUAAAUGAUUAAAAUCUGUUGCAUAUGACUUACUUAGAUUACGGUGUUUACUUAAUUGCAGUGUACAUAACAUGAUGUAUAAUACUGUACUAUUUUGUACUGUUUUUCAUUUUUGAAAUGAUAUUUUUAGAUGCAUGUUUCACACGUAAAUUUAUUAUACUAUGUAUUAAGUUAUAUUUCCCCAGUAAUCUUUUUUGUGUGCUAUGCGUAAUUAGUCACGGUGAAGGCUUUAACCGCACAUUAUUUCCUAUCACCUACUAAUAUUAGUAUCAUUCAUAUAUUGUACUUUUCUUCAUUGUAGGCGUUGGAAUCAAAGUUAGCAUCGUGUCGUGGUACGGUUAGACCUAAAGAGCAUUCACCAAAUUCAAGCUCAGAUGUGAAUAAGGACUACAGGUGUGUACUCAAGAACUAAUACGCUGUUUGUCAUCGGCAUCUCAUCGCCACUGCACUGCAAAGCUUAGUUGCAGACUUAGCACUUAGUGUGAUAUUGGUACACAAGUAGGGUAAAUUGUCAAUUACUGGCCACUGUUUAAUAACUGGCCACCUUAACCUAAAAGUUAAAUUCUAUUCCCCUAUUUAUACAAGAUUCCUUUUAAUAUAAGGUGGCUAGUUAUUGAAGGGUGGCCAGUUAUUGAAACCUUAUACUAAAAUGAAUUCUGUGUAUAGGUGAAUAGAAUUCAUUUUUAGUAUAAGGUGACCAGUUAUUAAACAGUGGCCAGUAUUGGCAAUUUACCUUAAACAAUGUAGAUUGAAUGUAUAUUUUCGUAAAAUUGUCGGAGUUAAGCACUUAACAAAAGUAAUAAUAUCAAAGAAGCUUUAAAUCUGCUUCAUAAUUAAAUAUAACUAGCUUGUGUACUAAAAUUAACAUCACUUUUCCUAUAUUUUGCUAAAAACUGUGAUGAUAAAUGAAGAUAUUUAAGGAUCGGUAAAUAUAGUACUUAUAAUAUAAUUUUGGCCUACCCACUGGCGUCAAAACACGUUAUUUGCGGCACACAGAGGCUUAUAGAUCUGUAGAUACCUUUGGAUUAUGAGUUUGAAGGCUUCGCGGCCACAUAGUGUCUAAUAUAAUGGGCCAUCAUUUAAGUACUUGUAAAAAAGUGUGCCGUCCGUCUAAGAUCUGAACGAUAUAAAUAAAAGUAUGAUUUAAUUUACCGUAAUAUUUUAAAAUCGUUAAUUGUAUCAGAUAUAUGUAUUCUUUAUUAAUGAACUAUAUUGCAAUGGCGCUCGAAUCAAAUCUUGAUAUGGUUAUUUGCCUGCGCGCGUGUUAGCUAUCGCUAGCUGAAAUUGGUGGACAAAAUAUUUUGGAAUGAUACUUUAUGUAAAUAAUUAGAAUUCAUAUGAAAUUGUUAAAAUUAGAUUUUUUUAUAAUAUUAAUUUAAUUAAUUUCUUGAAUAUACAAACAAAUUUGUAGAAUCUUUCUUAUACUCACCGGACUGAUUUUGAUAUCUUAGUUGUUUUCGUUAAGGGAUAAAAUAAAUAAACUAAUAGAUGCAGAUAAUAACAAAAAUAGGUAGACAAAAUAUUGGCAGUUGUUUACAGGACAUGUUACCGUAAUGUUACAUUUUCUUGCAGUUAAUACCCUAUAUAUGAUAAUAUACGUGUUUGGUUUAACAAAAUCUUGAAUCAUUCAUGAAGAGUUGAAAUUUUGUGUCCAAAGCCACAUUUAAAAUGAGUGGUCCGUGAACAAAGUUUUUGGUACGGAACACUAAAAACACAGAAAUUGCAUUUGAAAGAAAUUGUUGAGUUCCGCCUUCAAAAGAGUAGCACGAAUUUGUGGCGUCAACAAACUAGCUGAAGUGUUGGAACAGCGCCAAACAUUUUUCAGUCUUUUUCAUGCAGCGUUAAAUUUAGCCAUAGUAGGCUGUUGCAAUUAUCUGUAGUCAUUUACUAAGCCAAUUGGACAACUAAUUUCAAUUCUUUACUUUUAUGAUCAAAAAUAACUAAUGGGCAUUCAAUGUGGAUAAGAUAGUUUAUUAAACAUCGUAAUUAACCAUUGUCAUAUAAAAUAAUAUAUAUUAUAUUUUUAAUAUUUCAUUUCUAUAAUUAUUGGUCAUCUUCAUUGUUAAUCCAUUUUACCCCUAAACUCCAUUUUGUAAGCAUGUUAUGUCUGUCGUUCUGUAAUCUGUAAGUAGCCUUUCUAACAUAAAAAAAACAAUGUUCCUCAGUUCCGAUCAUAGCAAUAAAAUAAUUUCUAAUAGAUAUAAUUACUGUUGUAAGCAUCGUAAUUUGUGCUCACACUAUUAACUGAUGAAAUGAUCAAGUUUAUAAUAAAAUAUAGAUAAGAUAAUACAUAUACUCUUGUUACACAUAGUCUUGCCUUAUUGUACUACGUCAGUAUAGAUUUCAUUUGUAUGACAAGAGAUUUAGCCUCUCUCUUUAGCUCUAAUAGAACCAACUAGUUUUUUAAAUUUGUGUGGUAAUGAUAUCUAAUGAUAUGAAUUGACUGUAAAAUUGUAAUAGUUUCCACGUUGUCUUACUGCCACGCCUCGCCUGUCGUCACGAGUGUUAAGUAGAUUAUAUUCAGAUGAAAAGGGAAAGUAAGUAAUGAGUACUUCUAAAUCGUGUAAGUAUAAAACAAAAAUCGUUUUUUGUAAAAUAGUGUUAAUUGUAGCCAUUGUAGGCUUUCAGUAGUUUCAGUCCUAUAUAAUUGUGUAAUUAUGGUGUUUGGCCGUCGCUCCUGUUAUAAAAUUAUAACUUCAUCUAUUUAAGUUUUAGAUGUCGUAAUAAUAUUUUACAAGCAAAGGCCAAAACGCUGUACAAAAUAAAUGGUAAUGAGGCUUCACUAAAGUGAUGCUGUCGACAAAUUAUUAACACGACUUUUUGAAAUGUUUAGAAGUCUUAAUUAUUUACAUACGACUUACGUCGUAGCUGCCUGUAACAAGUUUUUGCUAAUGCUAGGCGUGAAGUGAGAACUAUUUUUACAACCAGAUUCUUCAAUUCAGUUCUGAUGUUUUGUUAAAUUUUCAAGCAUUUAUUCCAUGUGAUGGAGGUGAAACAGUUAUUUUGUGCGCAAUUUAAUAUUGAACAAUAUUAAACAAUAAGUCAUAACAUAA
Messenger RNA from Cydia strobilella, 4967 nucleotides. It is a transcript of the gene nudE, whose product is annotated as nuclear distribution protein nudE-like 1. The record is from RefSeq and is a predicted model, not a curated record. The coding region runs from base 229 to 1350 and encodes 373 amino acids. Gene Ontology annotation, biological process: microtubule nucleation; chromosome segregation; cell migration. Gene Ontology annotation, molecular function: microtubule binding. Gene Ontology annotation, cellular component: kinetochore; kinesin complex; centrosome. NCBI's taxonomy places the organism in Eukaryota, Metazoa, Arthropoda, Insecta, Lepidoptera, Tortricidae. The transcript has 8 exons.